CUAGUUCUUUCACUUCUCUUAUACUAAUUUUUUGUUUUUCUGUGAUUAUUUUUGUAGCUCUGAACUCAGAUUGAAAUCCAAUCAAAACCCAAGAUUUUUUUCUCCAAGUCUGAAUUUCUGUUGUUAAAAAAAAUGAAAUCAGAUAAAUAAAAAAAAAUAAAGUGUCAGAGGGGUGUCAGAUUUCUUGUGACAGCUCUGUUUUUCUUGUUACAAUCAUUCAAUUAAGAGGAGAGUUGUGGUUCAUCAUUCAUUAAACUCAAACAAAUCUCUUUUCUACUUUCAUUUUUUGGUUCUGUUCAGUUCCAUCUCUUUCUCCAGGUUCUCUCAUCUCCUCCUUGUACCCCUUCCCAUAACUUAUUAAAGAGAUUGCUUUUUUCUUACUUCUUGGAGUGGUGGUGGUUGCUUGAGCUGUAAUGCAUCAAACCCUAAUCUCAUAUUCUGGGUUGGUGUUAAAAUCAAUAAAGUUUGAAGCAUUUUUCCAUUGCUGAAUGGAGUUGCAUUUGAGAGCAGCAAUAAAUUCCCUUUGAAAUUCAAAAGUUUACACAGUUAUCAGAUCUGAGGGUGCUGAGGAGGUUGUUGAAUUACAUAAUUUGUGAUUAGUAAAGUAAUGCGUUUUGGAAAUGGCGACAUUAGUUCCGGGUGUUCUUUUAAAGCUUUUACAGCAUAUGAACACAGAUGUUAAGGUUGCUGGUGAGCAUCGUUCGUCACUACUUCAAGUUGUUGGCAUUGUUCCUGCGCUUGCAGGUGCCGACUUAUUUACCAACAAAGGAUUUUAUCUCAAGGUAUCAGAUUCUUCACAUGCAACUUAUGUUGCGCUGCCAGAUGAACAUGAUGAUUUGAUUCUAAGUGAUAAGCUUCAAUUGGGUCAGUUUAUUCAUGUUGAACGCCUUGAGGCUGCUUCGCCUGUACCACUACUCCAAGGGGUAAGACCUGUCCCCGGUCGUCAUCCUUGUAUAGGUACUCCUGAAGAUUUAGUUGCAACACAUUCUCUUUGUUUCCUUAAUUCGUCUGGGUCAAACCCUGUAGAGAAAACUAAGACACCAUCUAGAGGCUCGAGUAAUCAUGGGGAUAAGGAAAAAAUCAAGCCGAUUAAAGUGAAUGGGAUUUCUUCACAUGACGAUUCAGAUAAGAAGAAAGAACCCCUUGAUAGGUCUAGGUCUAUGUCGAAACCUACUACGAAUUCGGUAGAGAAGAAGGAUUCAUCAACCAGGCCAAAGUCGUCUAAUUCAAGAAUCCCAUCAUCUCCGUCAAGUUGUUAUUCAGUGCCUGCUUCGUUUGAGAAGUUCUCAAAUGGGGUCAAACAACAUGCAAAGAAAUCAGCAGGUCAGACAUUGAUGGAGAAAGCAGCUUCAGCCCUUAAGGUGACUACAACGGGAAGGAAGUCGUCUUCGGGAAACCCAGUUGGGAAUUUGAUUAAUGGGUAUGAUUUGGGUUCUAAGGCUUUGAGAAGAAGCUGGGAAGGAGGUGCCGAGAUGAAGGGUAGGGAAAAUUCGAGCUCAAAAGGAGCCAAGAAUGAUUUGAAAGCUGAAGUUAGGAGCAUUUCUGUUCCCAAGAAAAAAACGUCAGCAAAUGAUAAACCAUCACAAAAAGAGGAGAAUAAGGUCCAGACACCUAGGAAAGUCGCCACAAAUGGAAAUAUGGAUGAUUCUGAUAAGAUAAGUAAACAACGGGCUUCUGUCGGAAAAAGAGCUUCAGAAGUUGCUAGUAAUGGACUUCCCUCGAAUUUGGUCAAGGUUGUUUCCAGCAGUAGUAGAAGAUUGACUGAUGGAACUGUUUCAUGGUCUUCCUUACCGUCGUCACUUGCAAAGCUUGGCAAGGAAGUUUUAAAGCAGAGAGAUGCUGCAGAAUUUGCUGCUGUUGAGGCCAUGCAAGAAGCUUCUGCUGCAGAGAGCUUGAUUCGGUGCUUGAGCAUAUAUGCCGAGUUAAAUUCAUCUGCUAAGGAGGAUAACCCACAACCUGCGGUGGAGCAGUUCUUGAGUCUUCAUUCAAGUCUUAUCAAAGCUCGUUUAGUUGCAGAUUCGCUAUCAAAAACAGUUCCAGCCGGAUCAUCACCAGAUCCUGAAAAUGAGCUUCCAAAAGAAGUGCUGAAGCUGUCAUCAGAUAGGCGUAGACAGGCAACUUCAUGGGUUCAAGCUGCUUUGGCCACCGACUUAUCAUCCUUUUCAGUGUAUAACAAAAACUCCAACUCCAACUCCAAUACCAAUACCAAUUCCACUCCAGCUUCGUCUCCAGCCCAAAGCAAUCGUACUUCCUCAGGCACUAAGCAAAUACUAGUCCUUGAGAACUCGUUGAAGAACGUGGCGACGAAGGUGCUAACAAAAACUCGUUCAGCUAAUGGUUCUAAGUUGGGCACACCAGGAACACCUCGCCGAUCCGUCGAUGGUCUUUCAAUCCGUCCAAAGCCAGCCGCCCCACCUCCACCUGAAUGGACCCCAGGGAAUGGUCUUGAUGAGGCAGUGGACAUGGCCCAAAUGUUGCAAGUUGAGUCUCAAGAGUGGUUCUUAGGGUUUGUUGAGCGAUUCUUGAAUGCUGAUGUGGAUUCCUCGUCAUUAUCAGAUAAUGGUCAAAUUGCAGGCAUGCUGACUCAGUUGAAGAGUGUAAAUGACUGGUUAGAUGAGAUUGGAUUGGGAAAGGAGGGUUUUGAAGGUCCAAGAAUUUCAGCCGAUACAGCUGAUAGGUUAAGAAAGAAGAUCUACGAGUACCUUCUCACUCAUGUAGAGUCUGCUGCGGUUGCACUCGGUGGUGGAACUCAAACAACACCACCUUCAAACCGAACACCAGAAACAAAAACAAGGAGGUGACAAGGUAACUUGAUGAGUAAGUAUUAUAUUGCUUCAGCAAGGGCCACACUGUGCAAAUGAGGAAAGAAUCACCAAUUGCCACAUGAAAUGUUUGAUGGCUUCAACCCUUGUGUUGGUUCUUUCAUCAGUUGCAUUGCAGUAACUGAUAGUUCCCUGAAUUCAUGCCUGUGGGUGGAUUUGGAUGAUUAUUUUGUUGGCGAUGAACUGUAGUUGUGCCCAAGCACAGAAACGACACUGACACACAGUAAUUCACGUGAACAGUUCAAAACUUACCAGGGAAGAUGGUCAAGUAAAAAGGAACUAGUUCUGCAUUGUGUAUAUACAGUUACCUCUUUCGUUCUUCUUCUUCUUCUUCUUCUUAUUUUGUGGUUUUGGGUAAAUAUGAUUGGUUAUAAUUUUAUUUGAUGGCAAAAGAUUGCUCGAAAGUAUUUGGUUUGCUUAUUAGAUAUAGAAGAGAGUUUUAAUUAUGACAUAUUAACUUGAAUGUAAAGAGAGAUUUGUAUUGUGCUUCUUCUUAACUGCUUUUGAAAGAACC
This is a messenger RNA of Papaver somniferum (opium poppy), 3336 nucleotides long. RefSeq lists its product as uncharacterized. The record is from RefSeq and is a predicted model, not a curated record. The coding region runs from base 621 to 2801 and encodes 726 amino acids. NCBI's taxonomy places the organism in Eukaryota, Viridiplantae, Streptophyta, Magnoliopsida, Ranunculales, Papaveraceae. The transcript has 6 exons.